Vanderwaltozyma polyspora DSM 70294 is the source of this 534-nucleotide messenger RNA. RefSeq lists its product as uncharacterized. Bases 1 to 534 code for a protein of 177 amino acids. The transcript has a single exon. The record is from RefSeq and is a predicted model, not a curated record. Lineage: Eukaryota; Fungi; Ascomycota; Saccharomycetes; Saccharomycetales; Saccharomycetaceae.
AUGAGAAUAACUGACACAUUCAUUUUUUCAACUUGUUUGUCAUUAGCCCUGGCUACAGGCAAUUAUUCUGUGACUAUGGAACAAUGUCUGAACACUCAACAUGACGAUUAUGUCUCCCCAGCCAUUAUCUGGUAUUACUAUGCCCAGUACGGGCCUACCCUUAAGCAAGCGACAUAUUAUCCGUUAUGGCAGUUGUAUGACAUUGGUGAAGUAGAUAAAUCUUUAAAGCAGUGGUACGACAUGUACCCAUACGAAGAAGGUGAAGACUUUAGCAUCCAACUUGAUUACGACAUAUCGGCAGCCCUAGAUGACCACGUUGAGAGGCUCGAAUGUGCCUUGUUACUACUGGAAGCCAAAGGUGCUGAAAAGUCAGAUCUGUAUGCUAGACUAGCAAACAAAUACAACGACUGGCUUAAUAAUGGGAUAGAAAAGAGAGAAAGCUAUUCUACACAAUGCUCACCGGAAUUAUUUGGCAAAUUAAGAGGGUUUUGUGGAUGCUUCGAGGGAAUCCAUGAAUCCAUACCUUUCUGGUAA